Messenger RNA from Cryptomeria japonica (Japanese cedar), 1366 nucleotides. RefSeq names its product probable xyloglucan endotransglucosylase/hydrolase protein 8. The record is from RefSeq and is a predicted model, not a curated record. Bases 354 to 1238 code for a protein of 294 amino acids. Gene Ontology annotation, cellular component: cell wall; apoplast. Lineage: Eukaryota; Viridiplantae; Streptophyta; Pinopsida; Cupressales; Cupressaceae. The transcript has 4 exons. Gene Ontology annotation, molecular function: hydrolase activity, hydrolyzing O-glycosyl compounds; xyloglucan:xyloglucosyl transferase activity. Gene Ontology annotation, biological process: cell wall biogenesis; xyloglucan metabolic process.
CGUCAAAUAUUAGGAAUUACCAGAGUUUAGCCAGAUUGGCAAGAUUUGUUUUACUGUAUUUUACAGCCAGGCAUUGCAUCAAUCAUUGAGGCCUUGCCCCAUCAAAAUAGAAAAAUAUGAGAUAAACCUGUGAGCUGUUCUGAUCUGACCAAUCUCAGUUUUAGAUCAUUUUCAUACUGUAUUUUAUCCUGUUUGAAUGCCUUUUAUUUUGUUUGAGCUUGUAUUUUACCCAGUUUUACCCUUUUAUAAUGCUUGGACGUGGUGCUUUGGUAGUGGAAGCCCUGAUGCUUUGCAUAAAAGGACUUGUAGCUUAUUUGGUGUGUAAAACAGUAUAGGUGAAAAAGCCUGCUAAGAUGGGAUUGUCUGGUGCCAUGAUCCCAUUGGGUUUUGCACUACUGUUAUUUGGGGGAGUGAGUGCAACUGCACAAUCAGCUGCUGAUCAGGCUUUUGACGACAAUUUUCAGAUAACAUAUGCAGCAGAUCACUUUAAGACAUCUGAUGAUGGGCAGAUCUGGCAGUUGAUGCUGGAGAAGAAAAUUGGCUCUGGUUUUCAUUCAAAACAAAGUUACAGAUUUGGAUGGUUCAGUAUGAAGCUGAAGCUGGCUGGAGGAGAUGCUGCAGGAGUUGUCACUACUUAUUAUAUGGCUUCCAAGAACUUUCUCACAAGAGAUGAGCUGGAUUUUGAGUUCUUAGGGAACACAAGUGGGCAGCCAUAUAUUCUGCAAACCAAUAUAUAUGUCAAUGGCAGUGGAAACAGAGAACAGAGACACAUGCUCUGGUUUGAUCCCACCAUGGAUUACCACACAUAUUCUGUACUCUGGAACAAUCAUCAGAUUGUAUUUUUUGCAGAUUUAGUUCCAGUGAGAGUAUACAGAAACACUGGUAGUAAUGGCUUCCCUAAUGAGCAGCCAAUGUCUAUAUGUUCAAGUAUUUGGAAUGCAGAUGAUUGGGCUACACAGGGGGGAUUGGUGAAGACUGACUGGAGAAAGGCUCCCUUCAUCUCCUACUACAGGAAAUUCAAAGCAGAUGGGUGCAUGUGGAAGGAUCCCUACCCAGCCUGUGUCUCCACAACAACACAGAAUUGGUGGGAUCAGGAAGAUGCCUGGACCUUAUCAGAUGCACAAAAUUUGGAUUAUACUUGGGCAAGAAGGAAUUUUCUUGUCUAUGACUAUUGUCUUGAUACUAAACGUUUUGCCCAGAUGCCUGUUGAAUGCAGUAUUUCAACAAUGCAGUCCUAGUUACCUCCAAUACAGAGUAGUAUAAAUAUUUAUUAUUUCAUAUUUCUUCAUUUAAAAAUAAAAUAAAAAUGUUAUUAGGCCCAUUGGCCAGUUAUGUAUUCAAUGCAGCUGCCCUUUUAUUUCUGGAA